[Candida] anglica is the source of this 1735-nucleotide messenger RNA. Lineage: Eukaryota; Fungi; Ascomycota; Pichiomycetes; Serinales; Debaryomycetaceae. The record is from the annotation of a GenBank genome assembly.
CGCUCCUUUACUAAUUCUAGGUUUAUCCGCUUUUGCAAUCAUAUACUAAACUUUAUUUAAUUAGAAUGGGUUUACUUUGGAGUAACAAAACCAAUACGUUUGGUUUGAAGGGUCGUCCCCUUCGUUUAGCAAUUACCAUGACCGCCACCAUUGGGUUUUCUCUCUUUGGUUACGAUCAAGGUUUAAUGUCCGGUAUCAUUACCGGUGAUAAAUUUAAUGAAGAAUUUCCUGCCACCAAGGGUUCCGGUCACCAUGUUGAAGUUGUUCAAGGUGCCGUUGUCUCUUGUUACGAAUUGGGUUGUUUCUUUGGUGCUCUUUUCGCUCUUUUCCAAGGUGAAAAGAUUGGUAGAAGACCUCUUCUUCUCUAUGGAUCCUUGAUUAUCAUCGUUGGUACCGUCAUCUCCACCGCCGCCUUUAGAGAACACUGGGGGCUUGGUCAAUUCGUCAUUGGUAGAGUCAUUACCGGGGUUGGUAAUGGUAUGAACACCGCCACCAUCCCAGUGUGGCAAUCGGAAAUGUCCAGAGCUGAAAACAGAGGUAGAUUGGUCACCAUUGAAGGUGCCGUUGUUGCCGUAGGUACCUUUAUUGCCUACUGGUUGGAUUUUGGAUUACAUUAUGUCAAUUCUUCCAUUCAAUGGAGAUUACCAAUUGCUGGUCAAAUCGUUUUCGCUCUUAUUUUGUUUGUUGGUUCUUUGAACUUGCCAGAAUCUCCAAGAUGGUUGGUUGCCCAUGACAGAAAGGAUGAAGCCAUUGUUGUUCUUGGUGCUCUUAAGGAUUUGGACCCUCAUGAUGAUGAAAUCUUUGCUGAAGUCACCGUUAUCGCCGACGCCGUCAACAGAUUCUCCAAGUCUCAAGUUGGUAUGAAGGAUUUGUUCUCUGGUGGUAAGACCCAACAUUUCUCCAGAAUGCUCAUUGGUUCCUCUACUCAAUUCUUCCAACAAUUUACCGGUUGUAACGCUGCCAUCUACUACUCUACCGUUUUGUUUGAAAAUAUGGAGUUGGGAAGAAACUUGUCUUUGAUUAUGGGUGGUGUCUUUGCCACCGUCUACGCUCUUUUCACCAUCCCAUCCUUCUUUUUGAUUGAUAGAAUGGGUAGAAGAAACUUGUUCUUUAUUGGUGCCAUCGGUCAAGGUUGUGCCUUUAUCAUCACCAUGGCUUGUUUGAUCCACUCGGAAAAGUCUCCAGGUGCCGCCUUUGGUAUUUUCUUGUUUAUCUGUUUCUUUGCCUUUACCAUUCUUCCUCUCCCAUGGGUUUACCCACCAGAAAUUAACCCAAUGAGAACCAGAACUGCCGCUGCCUCCAUGUCUACUUGUACCAACUGGUUAUGUAACUUUGCCGUUGUCAUGUUCACCCCACUUUUCGUUGGUUCUGCCGGUUGGGGUUGUUACUUGUUCUUUGCCGCCAUGAACUUCCUUUGGGUCCCAAUCAUUUUCUUCUUUUACCCAGAAACUGCCGGACGUUCUUUGGAAGAAGUUGACAUCAUCUUUGCCAAGGCCCAUGCCGACGGUACCGCUCCUUGGAGAGUUGCCGCCACCAUGCCAUACUUGUCUGGUAAGGAAGUUGAAUCCGAAGGUAACGCUUUGGGUCUUUAUGAUGACGACUUUGAAAAAGAAAAGAUGGAAGUUAAGGAAGACGUUUCUGCCUUUUCUUCUGAUUCCCCAGCUGACGGUCCUUUAGUUAAGCCAGUUGAUGUUUAAUUUAAUAACUAGAGAUUAAUAUAUUACAUUACGAUUAA